Pseudoliparis swirei is the source of this 362-nucleotide messenger RNA. It is a transcript of the gene rps28, whose product is annotated as ribosomal protein S28. Gene Ontology annotation, molecular function: structural constituent of ribosome. The transcript has 4 exons. Lineage: Eukaryota; Metazoa; Chordata; Actinopteri; Perciformes; Liparidae. The record is from RefSeq and is a predicted model, not a curated record. Gene Ontology annotation, biological process: translation; ribosomal small subunit assembly; maturation of SSU-rRNA. Bases 31 to 240 code for a protein of 69 amino acids. Gene Ontology annotation, cellular component: cytosolic small ribosomal subunit; ribosome.
GUAACUUCCUUUCCGGUCUAACCCGACAACAUGGACGCCAGCCGCGUGCAGCCGAUCAAGCUCGCAAGAGUCACCAAGGUGCUCGGAAGAACUGGUUCCCAGGGACAAUGUACACAGGUCCGUGUUGAGUUCAUGGACGACAGCAACCGCUCCAUCAUCAGGAACGUGAAAGGCCCAGUCAGGGAAGGAGACGUGCUGACCCUCCUGGAGUCUGAAAGAGAAGCCAGAAGGCUGCGAUAGUGCCCGCUGAAGCUGAGAGAUGGAGUACAAUACUGUGAAGCAGAAGACCAUCAGUUUCACUUGAAAUGGGCUUCAAUCUCAUUCGAUCAGCUGCUUUGAAAUAAAUGUGGUUAUUAAGAUGA